Molecule: messenger RNA, 789 nt
Organism: Geosmithia morbida
Lineage: Eukaryota; Fungi; Ascomycota; Sordariomycetes; Hypocreales; Bionectriaceae
Exons: 3
Coding region: 1-789 (262 amino acids)
Source: RefSeq, a predicted model, not a curated record
AUGACUUCGUUUGUAUCCAAGCUCGUGCUCAAGAAGAUUCUCGGAGAAUCGCGUCAGAACAAAUAUGGUCAAGAGGAUCCCUACUUCGAGACAGUGCCAGCCUCCAGGCUGAAAGGUCGACCGAGCAAGAAGACAAAGCGACGCAAGAAGGCCCUACCACCUGGAAUCUCGGACCACGACGGCCAUGUCCUGACCAAGGUCAAGAGACGAGCCUACCGUCUAGACAUGGCUCUGUUCGAAUUUGCCGGUAUCAGGUUUGGCUGGGGUAGUGUUAUCGGAUUGGUUCCAGCUGUCGGCGACGUCUUUGACACGCUACUGGCCCUUAUGGUGCUCAGGACGUGCAUGCAGAUUGAGGGCGGUCUUCCCUCAGGCCUCAGAAUCAGGAUGAUGAUGAACAUCAUUUUCGACUUUGUCAUCGGCCUUGUUCCCUUUGUGGGCGACCUCAUAGACGCUGGGUUCCGAGCCAACACGCGCAACGCCAUCCUUCUCGAGUCGCACCUUCGCGAGGAAGGAGUGAAGAACCUCAAGAAGGCCGGGCAGCCCAUCCCCGCCACGGAUCCGAGCGACCCGGCUGAAUACGACCGAACACGCGGUGACGCCUCUCCACCCGGGUACAGCUCGCAGGCACCCUCCCGUCAGUCGUCGAGGAGGUCGCAACAGCCGACCGAGCCUCCUCGCGCCGAGGUGCGCGAGGGCAGCGGCCGGAAGAAGUCACGUGUUCCAGAUCUUGAGAUGGGGCAGUCAGAGGAGAAUACUGGACGUUCAAGCAGGCGCAAUGGACGCUUCUGA